UUCAAAAUACAUAAAUGAUGGGAGAGACUCCAGCCCCCCCGCAACCCUUUUGGAAAUAAGUGAUGUAGAAAAUUGAUGCUUUUAUCUAUCUUUAACUAUCUGAUUUGUUUUAGUCAAUGUUUAUGCUUCUAUGUCCUUUGCAGUCUUGCGGAGAAACCCGUUCAUGGCCGACAGCUGCUGUAGGAAAGGGUCUCGCAAUGCCCUUCAGGAAUUGUACAACCCCUUACAGUCUGACCUGUCAGGUACUGCCAUCCUCCACCAGGCGAGAAGGGAUCAGGUAGUGGAUGCCUGCAGGGUCUACAGUGCAUCAAGUCGAAAGCGACGUGUAUUGACUCCUGGAGACCUCAAACAUCUUGUGGUGGACGAAGACCAUGAGCUCAUUUACUGUUAUGUCCCAAAGGUAGCUUGUACCAAUUGGAAACGAGUUAUGAUGGUACUCACAGGUCAUGGCAAAUAUAGUGACCCUAUGGAAAUCCCUUCAAAUGAAGCCCAUAUUCCUUCAAACCUGAAGACACUGAAUCAAUACAGCAUUGCUGAGAUCAAUCACCGCCUUAAAAACUACCUCAAGUUCCUCUUUGUUCGUGAGCCCUUUGAGAGGCUGGUGUCUGCCUACCGCAAUAAAUUUACGCUCAAGUACAACUCAUCUUUUCACAAGCGUUUUGGUACCCGCAUUAUUAGGCGCUACCGCAAGAAUGCAACACAAGAUGCCCUUCUCAAUGGUGAUGAUGUCAAAUUCAAAGAAUUUGUUGAGUAUUUAGUGGACCCAGCCACGCAUCGUGAUGGCCCUCUCAACGAGCACUGGCAGACGGUCUACCAGCUUUGUCACCCUUGUCACAUUCAUUAUGACAUGGUAGGCAAGUAUGAGACUCUAGAGAACGAUGCAAACUAUGUGUUGCAACUAGUGGGUGUCACUGAUUCUCUGCGCUUCCCAAGCUAUGCUAAGUCUACUCGCACCACAGAUGCCAUGACUGCUCAGUUUUUCAGCAAUAUUAGUACUCAAGAGCAGAUCCAGCUUUUCCAGCUUUACAGGUUGGACUUUCUCAUGUUCAAUUAUUCCAUACCUAGCUACCUGCGGAUGGACUAAUGGACAACAUAGGAGAGGCUUAUAAACAAGGGCUACCUUGUUUAAAGUGAGGCUUCAAAUGACUUAAAGAGUUUUGGAAGCAAACUUGAUUUUAAAAAAUCUGAUUUGCUUGAUUUUUAUAUCAUCAUAUAUUCACUGCUGAUUGGUAAGCAGUGAUUAUCAAGCUAAUGUGUGCUUGACUGGGUAUUAGCUGAAGGAUGUUAAGAUAACAGACAUGGAUAGCCCAGAUAAGAUGGGAAUGUUGGCUAAAAGGACCAAAUGCAUGCAAAAACUGAAAUGUGUGGUUGAAGCUGGCCUUCAAGGGAAAAACAGGAGAUUAUCCUGAGAAAAAACAGGUCUUAAAUAAAACAAUUUGAAAACGUUCCUUAAGUGUUUAAACAAACUGCUGACAUAGCAGGCUGCUUUAGUUUAUGCAAACGGCAGCCUAGCACCCUGACUCCAAUAAAUAGUGGGAGCUAAGCUUAUCUCUCCUCCCCUUGAUCGAAACUCUGCCAACUUAUAAAACUACUCUUUUCUUUGCUUCACUCUCAGUGUGGUGAGUUGGAACCCACUAUGCUUGUCUGUGUUAGGUUAAUUUCUGAAUCUAUGGGUUAUCACUUCCCCAAGAAUGCCCUGUAAAAUUAUGUCUCCAGAUUUGACUCUUAAGUACUUUUUAACUAUAACUGCUGUUUAACAUUGCCAGCUGUUGCUUGGUUUAUUUCAGUGUUUUGAAGAAAAGCUUUCUUUGUUUCACCAUUAUGACUUACUGAACUCUGUUACUCCUGCUGCAGCAGAGAGUAUGGAAGUGCUUAGUAAAGCUAAACAUCAUUAACAAUUACAUAUACACAACAGCAAGUGCUGGUUAGAAAGAAUGGAUGUACACAACACUACAUAGAUGUAGUGAAGUAUAUAUGCUGCAACUGUUGAUUUAAAAGAAAAGAGGCAGCCUCUGGAUAACAUAGAUUUGCCCCAAUUAGGGACUGUAUGGACACAGCCAUGGCCACAUACACAAGGCCAAUGCACCAACAAAACCCAAUUUCUUUGACUUAAUUAUUAUACUUAUUUUUGAUCUGUCGUAUGCACUAUUGCUGCAAGCAGCAAUAGUAAAAUUUAUUUAAUGUUCUCUGUUGGUUGCCUGUUGAAAAAAAUAUUUAAUGUUUUUCUGAUAUCGAGAAGAGCACAGGAUAUUUGUAAAAAUUAAAUGUGACUGAGAGCUUUUGUCUUGCUGAGUUUUUCCAUAUUGACAUUAUCUCUCUGUGGUUUGUCAAAUACCUUUUUCUUAUCUAUUGAUGUCAAAUAUGUUAUAUGUGAUGCAAAAAUCCAAGAGCUCCAGGGAUAAAUUAUUAGAUUUUCAGGCUCAUAUGACAUUUUGCGUUUAGCAACAUCACCCAUUACACUGAUUUAUUGCAUUGUAUUAAAGGCGUUCAUACAGCCAACAAAAUUUCUAACACUCUGUCUGUAGAUGAUUCUAUGAAAUAGUUACUUUGCAGUUUUAAUGUUAGUUCCAAAGCCAGUGAUUGUCAAUUUUUUCAGGAAAUCAUCGCAUUUUUAAACUUACUAUAAAGGAAAAGUAGUCACAACAGGAUGGAUAAAAGUUACCUUAGAGGUAACGUUGCAUAUCUAUGGUGGAUGCCAUCUAUCCAGCCAUCCAUUAUCUAUACCCCUUAUUCCUAGUUGGUGCCUGGAGCUAACAUUGGGAGAGAGAUGGCCUUAUGGUGGAUGCUCCUUCAUAUAUUUCAGAAUGUAGCCCAGAAUUGAAAAAAAUACAGAAGUAUGAAGAAAGGGGAAUUCUGCAGCUUAUACUUAGUAGUUAGAAUGAUGAUUUGGAUGUAAUAAUAUCCUUGAAUCUGUUUUUCACAGUUGACUUACUGCAUCAUCAUGACAGUAGUAGCUAUCAAAGUAAAAAAACAAACAUCAGAGUAUCUGAAUAUUGAUGUUAUUCAAGUUUUGCUGCAGUAGCUUUUGCUUUGGUUAGUACCUUAAUAGAUUUUGGCACUUUUCAGAAAAAGUUAAUAAGUAUAAUAAAAAACAUGUUUUAGGUUUGCCAUAACUUAUAUUAUUAAAGUAGAACAAAUGUAGUGGAGUUAAGAAAAAACACUGACAUUUAAGAAUUCUAUUUGUUUUACUCCACACAACAUAAUUACUCUAUUCAAACCGAUGAUUCAAAGUGCUAUAAACUAGAGGUCACGCUAUUCCAUUCACUUUCAUAUGCAUUUUUUUAGUCUAUGCAGUCACAAGGGGAAUACAGAAAUCUGUAUAACUCACCUACUCGUGCAGUUUCCACUGACUUUUUGCCACAUUUCAGUGUGUUCUCCCAUGCCGAUGGUUUCUAUGUUUCUGUCUUUGUCUGCUUUUUUUUGGCAUUUUCUGGUGCCUCCCUUCAGUAUUAGGCAUUCUCACAGCUGUUUUGCAGAAACUGCCCUUUCUGGUUUGAAUAGUUGGGCAGAUUAGUUGUAUUUGUGAAAGCUAAUAUGGUGAUCCUGAUUCCAAGCUGGACAAUACAGUUUAAAAUUGAAAACAGUAAAGUUUUAAAGAUUCUGUUAGACACAGAGGUGGCAGCAACUUACUUAGGUUUUUAUUCAGAUAAAAGAAUGUAAUCAUCCAUUCAUGAGCACUAAGUGCUGUUUGAAAUAAUUUAAAAAAUCCUGUUAGUUGUUUUGUACUUAAAUGUUGCAGUCCUGCAAAUUAAAAACGCUACUCAUAUUUGGGUUAAUAUUGUCUUUCAAGCAAAAAAGUUAAAGUAAUUGGGGUUCAUGUUUUUUCACGGAGCUGGUGCUGCACACAGCAGCACCAGCAAAGGUAUUCCAGGUACUUCAGGUACUCCUCAGCAUGCAUGUUAUAGAGGAAUGAAUGUGAGUGCAUAUGUCUGUUUUUCAUUGGUUGGCCCUGUGUUGGACUGAUUAUCUGUCCAGGGUGUAAAACACACUUUGCCCAGUGAUGGCUUGAUUAGGCUCCUGCACCCCCUGUGACCCUUGUACUACUAAUAAAAAACUGGCAAAGGGAAAUGGAUGGAUGGAUGUUCUUUUAAUACCAUCCAAAGAACACCUAAGUGCUUUUUUUAUUUCGAUAUUAUUCUUUUUUUUUCUUUAAGAGCAUAUUGUGGAGGAUCACUCUACUGCAAACCUUCCCAAAAGCUCUAUGACAAGUUUACUUUGUUUUACAUGAAGAACAAGAGGAUAUUGUUUUUUUUAUUUAUUUCAAAAUCUGAGUGAUAGAGAUUGGAACUGCUGAACUAGCUUGUAGUCCAAGUCUAUUUUCUUAAUUUCACUUAGCUCCAUAAAUGGCCUCCUGCAUAAAAAAAAUGGAGUAAACAAACAUGGAAGAUCAAAAUAAAGGGUUGCCCUCAUAAAUCAACAGAAAAAGUAAAAUUGCCAUAGAGAAUCAAACAAGUACACAGAGGCUACUGCUGCCAGAAAAAGCAAGCAACCCACACAACAUUGCUUUUUUGUUUUGUAGUUCAUAAGGGUCGAUGCAACUCAACAGCUGCAUUUUUGUUGUUUUUCCAAUGAAGUCUGUUAUUAGACUGAUAAGGGAGAGAGGACGUCUUCUAAAAUGUAUGUUUUUCUCUCAAGGAGAGGAUUAUUUAAGGUGAGUUUAUACUAUAUUUUGUACAACUGUAUUUUGUAGUUGGUACACAGGUGAAUACUUUUUUAAAUAUUACCUUAAUGUUGGCAGUACUGAAAAAAUGUCAUCCAGAAAUGUGAAAAACCUAUUCUCAUUUAGUUCGACCCUAAAAGUUGUCAUCUACAAUUUGUUCUGUACAAACAUACAAUAAUUUACAGACUAGACCUAAUUAGUAAGAUGCCUGGCUUUGAUUUUUUUUAAAUGCAGUUUUGACUUAAUAUCUUAGGCUGAUUUGUUAAUUUGUUUUAUUUUUAUACCAGCUUAAUACUUAAUUAAAAUUUCAAAUUGAUUAAGUUGAUAAAGUAGUGAGUAAACCGACACAGCACAGUAGCAUGUGUUUGCUGACAGAUAUUGGAGUGCUACAUGCUACUGCGACUUAACACAUACAGACGUAAAAAUUAACAGAAGCCCUGUGUAACUAUCACUGCUUCUUAUCAACUAGUCAGGCAUGUUGGAUUUCGAGUGUGUGCUGGUGAGGUUCAUCUGUUUGUUAUAGUCGGAAUCUGACUCGUAAGGACAUCAAAACUGAUAUUUCUUCUGUGAAUUAAAUCAUUCCAACCAAAAAGAAAACUCACAUGGGACUUUAACAAUUAAAGGUAAUCCUGCUAUGAUAUAAAAAACAACAAAACUAUGCCUUACUACAAUAAAAAAACAUGUAAGUCUAAAAGGAUUUAUAUAUGUUUGUUUUGGUUCUUUUUUGUGCCGAAGACAAAUUAUUUUAAAAUGAAUUCAGUGUCUUUUUUCUUUUCCCGAUUGACAGCGGGAGUGCUGAUUCAGACUAUCUACUGAUAUCAGAGUUUUUACCCUACUUGUGCUGAAUGGUACAUGUGCUGUAUCUGCAAAUGGGAAUGGAUUGAUGGUGGUUGCAGAAUUUGUUGAGUGCUGUUUGUUAGUAUGUGUAUGUCUGUAAACACUCAAUACCAGCACAGCACAGAACAUAAAAAAGCUCUCUCUUUCGCAAAUAGUUUAUUUUUUCCCCCCAAAAUAUCCUAGUACAACUUUGAUUUAGCUUGUUCUUGACCUAUCAACUUGGCAGAAUAAUUCUCCUGUGCUUUGGGUCAGAAAAGUGAAGGUGCUAAAAUUACUGGCAACAUCCUGAAACAAAAAGUAUGCCCCUCGUCCAAAGAUAGAUUCCAAUUUAUCUAUCAUCAAAUCUCAACAAAUGUCAUCUGUAGGCACUUCAGAAUAAGCCUUGUCUGUGAUUGUGGCCUACUGUUGCUGUUUCUGUUAGAUUUAUACAAUGUGUAAUUGCAAUGUGCUGCAGCGGAUGGGCAGUACAAGUUGAAUUUCUUGGAAUAUACCAAGUCCCCUCAAAAAUGAAUUCUUGUUCUACGUUAAGAAUGAAGUUUUUUUUCUUGAAGAGUAUUUGAUAAGAAGGAAGGAAAGGUUUUUAAAAAAGAAAAGACACAAAUUCUAUCAUGUGCCAUUUAUGUAUUUAUUUAUUUAUUUAAUUUACCAAUCAUGCUGCCUCCUUGACCAUGGCAAAAAUCGAAAGGCUUUGCAUUCCAAAUUGACUCCUAAGACAAAAUUUUGCUGAUCUGUUUACCUUGUAAAUUUUCACUUGUGCAUACUAAAAACAUAAAUACUUGACUGUGUACUGUACAUUGGAUUUUGGGCUGGUAUGGAUCUUAUGUCAUUAUGAAUAGAAGUUCAUCCUGUCUGAAGUUUUUAUAAUAAAUAACAUUGAAAUUCCUGAAAUCGCUCACUAUUUAUUUAUGAGUUUGAUGUCAGUGAUACUGAUAAGCAAAACAUCCAUUACGUUUAAAAUCAGGAAUGUUCAUGUUAUUUCUUAUUGUCUACAUUUGCUAAAUUAUUAUUCCCAUUUAGUGUACCCUGCCUAUUGCCCUAAUGGAAGCUUGUAGUCUCAAGCCCCUGUGUGUCAUGGUUGUAGGAAGCCUCCUAACCCACAUGCAAAAAAGCACACUCAGAACCUGAGUCGUUGCACAAAGAGAUUCAUUUGAAGGGGGGGAGUCAGAGCAGUCAGUCAGAGCUGCAGAUACAGCAGGUAUCAAAGCAGGCCCAGAAGAGUGGCUUGAGGGGGCUGGGUGGAGCCAGGUUUGGAGGUUGAGGCAGAUGGAGUGCGGACAUAAGCAAGGAUGAAAAAUUUCAGGUGGCAGCUGCAGGUCCAGAUGCUGAACAGUCUGCUGGAGGGAUGUGGUUGAUGUGGACGUUUCAAAGGCGGUGAGUUAAAUCUCACAGUACAACCAGACACAGCGUUAACAGUAAUACAAACAAGACACAGACUGUGUCUUAAGGAUCCCAAACUGGCUUGAGUUCUACCCUAAAUAGUUAGAGCAUCAGACAAUGAAUGAUUGUCCCACAGCUCCUUAAAUCACCAGAACCCAAAUUACAUGAUUGUUUCCAUAUGAGUUCUGCAGGUGACAGCCAUGUCGUUCAUCCACUCUCCUGAAAGACAAUACCGCUCACCCAACCCAACCCCAUAGACACACCUUCGAAGCAGGUUCAACGAAUUAUCACGGUAACUUUGAGAGUAACUUGAUCACAUGAGGAGUUACUUCCUGACUAACCCGUACUACAAAAGGUGAAUAUGUUUCGAUCAAGACUGCCAUGGCAAUUCACUCUAACUCUCAAACCUGGUCCGAGCAGGUUCUGCUAUGUUUAACUCCAGUAUUUUCCACUUAACCACUUCCUUUAUAAGUACCAGCCCAUCACCAACAAUCUUUCUGAAAACAAUGCGAUCAUACCUGGAUACCUGCAUAUGUGCGAUAAGGGCGCACAAAUUGUGGGGGGCUCUUUGCGCAGAGCGAGGGUCUUCAGGGAUCACCAGAAUCUGCUGACCUGCCCAGACGAUUUUCUGCAUGAAAGACAUAGAUUCUGAGCUGAGAGAAUUCACUACCUACGUCAGCUGAUCGAGGCAGAAGUUGGCAAUAUUACACAUAUUCGGCCCUCACAAAGGAACAGAUAAUAUGCCUUGUGCUCAGACAUUUUGCUUGUGGACAAUAUCUCUGUUCCAUCAUUGAUGCUGAACAUCUGAGCAAGAAUACUGUGUGUCAGAUAAUCUGCAAGGCCCUUGAUCUAUGCAAAUUGUUAAAUAA
This is a messenger RNA of Menidia menidia (Atlantic silverside), 7743 nucleotides long. The record is from the annotation of a GenBank genome assembly. Lineage: Eukaryota; Metazoa; Chordata; Actinopteri; Atheriniformes; Atherinopsidae.